Molecule: messenger RNA, 468 nt
Organism: Nicotiana attenuata
Lineage: Eukaryota; Viridiplantae; Streptophyta; Magnoliopsida; Solanales; Solanaceae
Exons: 1
Coding region: 1-468 (155 amino acids)
Source: RefSeq, a predicted model, not a curated record
AUGGAUUUCUUAUGCAUGAUUGAAGACUGUGGAUUGGUGGACUUGGGGUUCUAUGGUCUUAGAUAUACCUGGUCCAAUGGAAGAGGUCAAUGUUCCAUUGUCUGGAAAAGAAUGGAUAGGGGGCUUGCCAAUGACCAGUGGUUAGCUGCAUUCUCUGCUACUAAUGUCUCCAACCUAGAUUCAACUGGUUCUGAUCACACUCCCCUCCUUUUGGAGAUCAGAGUAAGGCAGGAAAAUGGUACCAAGUACUUCAGGUUCCUAAAUCUAUGGGUUGACACUUCCAACUUCAAACCAUUUGUUAAAGAAAUCUGGGACAAGCAGGUCAAUGGCAGUGCUAUGUGGAUAUUCCAUCAAAAACUCAAGGCCCUUUCUACUGGUUUAAGUCAAUGGUCCAGACAACAAUAUGGUGAUAUUUUCCAAAAGGCUAAGGAAUAUGAAGAAAAGUUGAAGGCAGCAGAAAUAGUCUAG